Messenger RNA from Jatropha curcas, 1856 nucleotides. RefSeq names its product abscisate beta-glucosyltransferase. Gene Ontology annotation, molecular function: UDP-glucosyltransferase activity. The record is from RefSeq and is a predicted model, not a curated record. Lineage: Eukaryota; Viridiplantae; Streptophyta; Magnoliopsida; Malpighiales; Euphorbiaceae.
UCUCAUUUACAUCAUCUACUUUGGAUUCGGAACUUCAAGUACUCUUGUGCGAGAAUUCUCAAGCUUUUCUUUCUCUUUACCAAUACCCAUUUCUUGAUCUAAAUUCCUUUCUUUUGCAUCCAUUGAUGGACUCAAACUCUCCUCCAGUUGAAAUAUUCUUCUUCCCAUUUGUUGGUGGAGGCCAUCAAAUCCCCAUGAUAGACAUGGCCAGAGUCUUUGCCUCUCAUGGUGCUAGAGCCACUAUCAUCACAACUCCAAAGAACGCUCUUUCUUUUCAAAAAUCCAUUGACCGUGAACAGAACUCCGGUCGCCCAAUUUCUAUCCGGACCCUCGUUUUACCUGACAAUGUUGACAUAGCAGAUACUGAUAUGUCUGCAGCUCCUUUUACUGAUACUUCUAUGCUGCAAGAACCUCUCCGAAAUCUUUUACUGAAAUACAGACCGGACUGUGUUGUUUAUGACAUGUUUCAUCGGUGGUGUGGUCAUACUAUUGACAAUCUUAGUAUUCCAAGAGUUACCUUCACUGGAAAUGCGUGCUUUUCUCGUUGCGUCAAUGAAAAUUUGGAACGUUAUAAGCCUCAUGAGAAGGUAAAUUCUGAUCUGGAGCCUUUUAUUGUUCCAGGUCUUCCUGAUAGGAUUGAAUUGACUAGAUCUCAAUUACCAUUCUUUCAUAGACAGCAGCAAAGUGGGCAUAAGCCAAAAUUUAUGGAGCAUACUUUUGGAGUUUUAGUUAAUAGUUUCUAUGAAUUGGAGCCAGCUUAUGUUGAAUAUUUCAGAAAUGAAUUGGGGAUGAAGGCGUGGCUUGUAGGACCAGUUUCGUUGUGUAACAGAAAUGUGGAAGAUAAAGCUGAGAGAGGCAAAAAAACCACCAUUGAUGAGCUAAGCAUCUUGAGCUGGCUUGAUAGUAAAGAACCCAACUCGGUCAUUUACAUUAGUUUUGGGAGCUUAGCUCGGUUAACCCCUGAACAACUCCUUGAGAUUGCCUAUGGUCUUGAAGCUUCCAACCACCCAUUCAUUUGGGUGGUUGGAAAAAUCUUCAAAUCCACAGGGGAAGAAGGAGAAAACCCAGAAAAUUGGCUUCCUAGUGGAUUUGAAGAUAGAAUUAGAGAAUCCCAAAAGGGCCUAAUCAUAAAAGGUUGGGCACCACAAUUGUUGAUACUAGAGCAUAAGGCUGUAGGAGGAUUUACGACUCAUUGUGGAUGGAAUUCAGUUUUGGAAGGUGUGAGUGCUGGAGUGCCAAUGGUAACAUUUCCAAUUACAGCAGAGCAAUUUUCGAAUGAGAAACUGAUAGUUGAUGUGUUGAAAAUUGGUGUAAAAGUAGGAAGCAUGGAGUGGGUGUCAUGGAACACAAAACCAUCGGCAGCAGUAGGGAGAGAAAAGGUGGAGACAGCGGUGAAAAGGCUAAUGGAUGUAAGUGAAGAGGCAGCAGAGAUGAGAAGAAGAGCGAAAGAGCUUGGAAUGAAAGCUAAUAGAGCUGUUGAAGAAGGUGGAUCAUCUUAUAAGGAUGUUGAUUCUUUGAUUGAAGAACUUAAAUCUUGCAAGAGAAAUUGAGGUUUCUCUUUCUCUUUUCUGAUUUCUGAUUUCAACCUAGUUUCAUAAUUGCUUUAGAACGGUACCAAUUCUUGGACGAACUCUAAACUGAUCCUAUCGUCUUAGAAAUACUCCAAGAAUAGUACUAGAAACUUGUAUGUGUAGCAACAUAUCAAUAUAUUCCUAAUGGGUUUAGUGAAAAUUUGCAGCAGACACGAACACAUGUGAGCUUCGUUGGUGUAUGAGUCCAUCGUGUAUCAAACUAAUCACAUGUACAGUAUUUUGUCCAGAAGAUAGUAUUUCUAAUUAUAUAUUGAAAAAAAAAAA